Setaria italica (foxtail millet) is the source of this 624-nucleotide messenger RNA. Its product is annotated as BTB/POZ and MATH domain-containing protein 1. The record is from RefSeq and is a predicted model, not a curated record. Gene Ontology annotation, biological process: protein ubiquitination. The transcript has a single exon. Lineage: Eukaryota; Viridiplantae; Streptophyta; Magnoliopsida; Poales; Poaceae. Gene Ontology annotation, molecular function: protein binding. The coding region runs from base 1 to 624 and encodes 207 amino acids.
AUGAUCCCCAGGGAGCUUCGAACCGAGGACAGGAUGGUACAUCCCAGCAGGACGCCUACCCUCGUCGCUGUGCUGCCGCCCGAUCUCAGCCGGCAUCUCGGCGACCUCCUCGCAGCCGGGCAUGGCGCCGACGUGACGUUCCAGGUUGCCGGCGAGACGUUCAGGGCGCACAGGUACAUUCUGGCGGCCAGAUCGUCGGUGUUCAAGGCACAAUUCUUGGGCGCCAUGAGGGAGAGCAAUGUCAGCAGCCAAGCGUACCCGAUACGCAUGGCUGACAUGGAGCCACAGGUGUUCCGGGGUUUGCUCGCUUUCUUGUACGCCGACGCACUGCCAGAUUAUUGCUCUUCGGGUCAAGAAGACGAAGCAGCCGCGAUGGCUCAGCAUCUGCUUGUCGCCGCAGACAGGUACGGCAUGGAGAGGCUGAAGCUCGUUUGCGAAGAUAGCCUGUGCAAGCACAUUGAUACAGGCUCUGUGGCGACCAUCUUGGCUUUGGCUGAGCAGCACAACUGCCAGGGGCUGAAGAAGGCCUGCUUCCGGUUCAUGAUCAGGUCCUCUUCAGCUCUGAAUGAUGUACUGGCAACUGAUGGGUUCAACAUUUACCCCGAAGCUAGUACUGGUGUUUAA